UGGCCGUUUUGGCUUCUAAUCCUCUCCCUUUCUUCUUGUCUUUCUCCGAUUGUUUCCGCCGUGGGACGUUUCGCGUGCGUGUACGUCGUGUAUACGCGGUAAUAUAUUACAAGUUGCUUGAAAAUUUCCCGUGUGCGAAGUAGAAAAAACCUCGAUGUGCGAACAGUGCAACGAGGCGAUCGUACGAAGGAUUGGCGCCUUCGCCAAACGGAUCGUUGUGCGAUCCAACCGAGUGAAAAUUUGAGUUGUGAGCGAACACUGAAAGACUUUGAAAAGUAUACGAAUUGGAAUAUUACAUCACGAGAUUGAUCGGGCAACAAUGUUGGAGAUCGGAACCGUGUCAAGGCGGCAGGCGCUGCGUAAUCAGAGGUGAAUUGUCAAACGUAUUGCUGCGACAUACGAUGCACCUGCAAUUAAUCUCAUCUCCCAUUUCUCUUAACGCGCUGGCCGAGGAAUUCUGCGCGUAGAAGAAGUUUAACGACAGCGGCGAGUGCCACGCACAGAGUGAUCAAAUAAAAUUUCCAAGAUUCUGCAAUUCUGUAAUUUACGAGAGAGGAUAAAUACGCAUCUGUUUGCUUGGAAUUCGAUCUUUUCAGAGAGCAACGAAUUAGUAUUAGUUGCACCAAAGUGACUUUGGUAGCUUGAGUAGAGACAUAUCUGCCCGGUAUCGAGGCAUGUCGAGCGACGGCAAAGAAAGUAGAAGGUGGUCAAUCCUUUGAAAUCACAACCCCUUGAGUGGUUGAAUCACUUUGAAUUACUCCCAGCGGAACCGAGAUGGAUCGGAGUUUUAAGAACAACGCGGACUUCAAGAUGAAUCAACAGAACUUCAAGCUGAGCGACUUCGGGAUCGACGUGAAAUCUGGCCACGAUUCGAAGACCGCCGGUCAGUGCAAGGUUCGACGAAGUGCUCAGGUCAGCCAGCGGAACUCGCACGUGCAGCAGCAGGUUGCGAUGAGCUCGGGAAGACUCGCCGCGAGUGGCACGAAUCUGCUGCAGAUCGCGUGCAAUCGUUCACGGGCCGGUCCACUGUGCAACACGCUGAUGACGUCCAAUAGCAUCCAGCACAGUUCGAAUCAACCUGGACAGAUGCAGAAUGCGCCGGUGACGGACCGAUUCCAAGCAUCCAGUCCCGGCAACCUGUCCGUAACCAGUUCGAUCGUGCAACUCAGCUCGUCGCCCAAUUAUUGGAAACAGUACGGGGGGCAGGAGAGCGGGGUAAAUAUAUCGGAGACGAGGAAUUGCGAACGGGGCGUAAUACGAAUACGAGUUCUCGAUUGCCGUUAA
Molecule: messenger RNA, 1284 nt
Organism: Formica exsecta
Lineage: Eukaryota; Metazoa; Arthropoda; Insecta; Hymenoptera; Formicidae
Exons: 2
Coding region: 775-1284 (169 amino acids)
Source: RefSeq, a predicted model, not a curated record